This is a messenger RNA of Sinocyclocheilus rhinocerous, 499 nucleotides long. RefSeq names its product galactose-1-phosphate uridylyltransferase-like. Gene Ontology annotation, molecular function: UDP-glucose:hexose-1-phosphate uridylyltransferase activity; zinc ion binding. Gene Ontology annotation, biological process: beta-D-galactose catabolic process via UDP-galactose, Leloir pathway. The record is from RefSeq and is a predicted model, not a curated record. NCBI's taxonomy places the organism in Eukaryota, Metazoa, Chordata, Actinopteri, Cypriniformes, Cyprinidae. The transcript is spliced from 4 exons. The coding region runs from base 25 to 315 and encodes 96 amino acids. Gene Ontology annotation, cellular component: cytoplasm.
UGGUCUGACAUCACCCUCCCGCUCAUGCAGCCCGCAGAGAUCCGCAAAGUGAUUGACAAGUGGGCAGAUCUGAUUGUAGAGCUGGGUGCUGAAUACACGUGGGUGCAGAUCUUCGAGAAUAAAGGAGCCAUGAUGGGCUGUUCAAACCCCCAUCCUCACUGUCAGGUUUGGGCCAGUAAUUUUCUUCCUAACGAAGCGGCGCUGGCGGAGCGCUGUCAGAGAGACUUCCUGCAGAAGCACGGAGAGCCUUUGCUGCUCCAGUAUGCUCGAAUGGAGACGCAAGCACAGCAGUUUUGGGGACUUUUCAGCUGGUAGAAUUGAAGUCAAACCUUUACGGGCAACCUACAGACUGGGCCGGCGCCAAAGGGGGGGGUACUUGCCCCCCCCCAAACAAGUUACUGUGCCCCCCUUCCCUGCUGAAAGUGAUUGAUUGAAGCGAAAUUGAAAGCGGAAAAAACAGCACGCGUAUGAAAGCGUUUUUUUUUUCCACCCUGAAAUU